AUGGUGCGAAAGCUGCCGCAAGAGCUAGUCGACCAAGCCAUUGACCAUCUCUGGAACGACCGCGAUUCCCUGUCGGCGUGCAGCCUCGCUUGCCAGGCCUGGCUCCCCUCAGCGCGCACACACCUCUUCCGGGACCAACGCUUAACUGGAGCGAAGGACUGCGCCCGCUUCGAGGCGCUCCUGGAGAGCGCGCCCGCCAUCGCCCACUACGUCCAGAAGCUCUCCAUCAGCGAGCCCAUGAGCACCGCGUACGCGCAGAACUGGCCCAUGAGCACCGCGUACGCGCAGAACUGGGUCAACCGCGUCCCCGCCCUGGUCGCACAGCUGCACCGGCUCACUACGCUCGAGCUUGUAGGCCUGCACUACGUCUCGCUCCAGAAAUCGUCGCCCGAGGCGCUUGAGGCGCUCUCGCGCCUCACUGGGCUGGUUCUCGCGGACGUCUACUUCGACAGCUUCGCGGAUGUGCACGCGCUGCUGUCCGCCGCGUGCAAUGUGCGCGAGCUGUGCUUUUACCGCGUGUCGUGGGUGAACCCCUCGUGCGCACCGUACGGCUCGCUUCCGCUCAAGGCGCCCCCGCCUCUUCGCCGGCUGGUCAUUGAUUCCUGGGCGUCGUCGGAGAUGGUGCGCGAGUGGCUCUUGCCUUCGGCGGAACAUCUUGACGUCCGCACGCUCAUGAUCCGGUGGCGCGAGCGGGAGUCUAUUAACACGCUAAACGGCCUCCUCCGUGCAUGCGGUCCCGCGCUCGAGCGGGUGUAUAUGGAGCUGCCAACCACUAUGGAGGCUCACGUGGGUGCUAUAGAAUCACAAGAGCUGCCUAGCUUGUAUCACAAUGUUAACCUCCGUGCGCUGGAAAUCGACGGUCUCGUCGUCCCCGGAUGCGUCGCAUGGACGUCCGCGCUGCUUGCGGAGCUGCGCGCGCCACAUCUGGAGACGCUGUCCGUGUCCAUGCUGGUCUUGAACACAUCUUCCGUCUCUUCCUUCGACUGGGCCACCCUCGACUCCAUCCUCUCCCGGCCUAUUUUCGCGCACACUACCUUCAACGUCAACAUCAACCUUGCGUUGCAUUCGAGCAACAACCCGAGGGUGGUGAAGGAAGCCGUGUUGGGUCUCCUUCCCGGCGUCGUCGAAAGGGGGAAGCUCUGCCUUCGCUGCACCUGA
Trametes versicolor FP-101664 SS1 is the source of this 1158-nucleotide messenger RNA. RefSeq lists its product as uncharacterized. The record is from RefSeq and is a predicted model, not a curated record. The transcript is spliced from 3 exons. Lineage: Eukaryota; Fungi; Basidiomycota; Agaricomycetes; Polyporales; Polyporaceae. Bases 1 to 1158 code for a protein of 385 amino acids.